Molecule: messenger RNA, 2758 nt
Organism: Nomascus leucogenys (northern white-cheeked gibbon)
Lineage: Eukaryota; Metazoa; Chordata; Mammalia; Primates; Hylobatidae
Gene: HSD17B4
Product: hydroxysteroid 17-beta dehydrogenase 4
Exons: 25
Coding region: 128-2419 (763 amino acids)
Cellular component (GO): peroxisome
Molecular function (GO): oxidoreductase activity
Source: RefSeq, a predicted model, not a curated record
CUUCCUACCAGAAAUCGGCAAGUCACUGACCCUCGUCCCGCCCCGUCCAUUCCCUGCCUCCUCCUGUCCCGCAGUCCGCCUCCAGCGGCUCUGCUUGUUCGUGUGUGUGUCGCUGCAGGCCUUAUUCAUGGGCUCACCGCUGAGGUUCGACGGCCGGGUGGUAGUGGUCACCGGCGCUGGGGCAGGAUUGGGCCGAGCCUAUGCCCUGGCUUUUGCAGAAAGAGGAGCGUUAGUUGUUGUGAAUGAUUUGGGAGGGGACUUCAAAGGAGUUGGUAAAGGCUCCUUAGCUGCUGAUAAGGUUGUUGAAGAAAUAAGAAGGAGAGGUGGAAAAGCAGUGGCCAACUAUGAUUCAGUGGAAGAAGGAGAGAAGGUUGUGAAGACAGCCCUGGAUGCUUUUGGAAGAAUAGAUGUUGUGGUCAACAAUGCUGGAAUUCUGAGGGAUCGUUCCUUUGCUAGGAUAAGUGAUGAAGACUGGGAUAUAAUCCACAGAGUUCAUUUGCGGGGUUCAUUCCAAGUGACACGGGCAGCAUGGGAACACAUGAGGAAACAGAAAUAUGGAAGGAUUAUUAUGACUUCAUCAGCUUCAGGAAUAUAUGGCAACUUUGGCCAGGCCAAUUAUGGUGCUGCAAAGUUGGGUCUUCUGGGCCUUGCAAAUUCUCUUGCAAUUGAAGGCAGGAAAAGCAACAUUCAUUGUAACACCAUUGCUCCUAAUGCGGGAUCACGGAUGACUCAGACAGUUAUGCCUGAAGAUCUCGUGGAAGCCCUGAAGCCAGAGUAUGUGGCACCCCUUGUCCUUUGGCUUUGUCACGAGAGUUGUGAGGAGAAUGGUGGCUUGUUUGAGGUUGGAGCAGGAUGGAUUGGAAAAUUACGCUGGGAGCGGACUCUUGGAGCUAUUGUAAGACAAAAGAAUCACCCAAUGACUCCUGAGGCAGUCAAGGCUAACUGGAAGAAGAUCUGUGACUUUGAGAAUGCCAGCAAGCCUCAGAGUAUCCAAGAAUCAACUGGCAGUAUAAUUGAAGUUCUGAGUAAAAUAGAUUCAGAAGGAGGAGUUUCAGCAAAUCAUACUAGUCGUGCAACGUCUAUAGCAACAUCAGGAUUUGCUGGAGCUAUUGGCCAGAAACUCCCUCCAUUUUCUUAUGUUUAUACGGAACUGGAAGCUAUUAUGUAUGCCCUUGGAGUGGGAGCAUCAAUCAAGGAUCCAAAAGAUUUGAAAUUUAUUUAUGAAGGAAGUUCUGAUUUCUCCUGUUUGCCCACCUUCGGAGUUAUCAUAGGUCAGAAAUCUAUGAUGGGUGGAGGAUUAGCAGAAAUUCCUGGACUUUCAAUCAACUUUGCAAAGGUUCUUCAUGGAGAGCAGUACUUAGAGUUAUAUAAACCACUUCCCAGAGCAGGAAAAUUAAAAUGUGAAGCAGUUGUUGCUGAUGUCCUAGAUAAAGGAUCCGGUGUAGUGAUUAUUAUGGAUGUGUAUUCUUAUUCUGAGAAGGAACUUAUAUGCCACAAUCAGUUCUCUCUCUUUCUUGUUGGCUCUGGAGGCUUUGGUGGAAAACGGACAUCAGACAAAGUCAAGGUAGCUGUAGCCAUACCUAAUAGACCUCCUGAUGCUGUACUUACGGAUACCACCUCUCUUAAUCAGGCAGUAGUAACAGUGUUUCACCCAGAUAUAAUUCUUGGCUUCCCCUUCUACAUUUUUUUUUCCCUCCUACUGAUUUUAGUGGCUGCUUUGUACCGCCUCAGUGGAGACUGGAAUCCCUUACACAUCGAUCCUAACUUUGCUAGUCUAGCAGGUUUUGACAAGCCCAUAUUACAUGGAUUAUGUACAUUCGGAUUUUCUGCCAGGCGUGUUUUACAGCAGUUUGCAGAUAAUGAUGUGUCAAGAUUCAAGGCAAUUAAGGCUCGUUUUGCAAAGCCAGUAUAUCCAGGACAAACUCUACAAACUGAGAUGUGGAAGGAAGGAAACAGAAUUCAUUUUCAAACCAAGGUCCAAGAAACUGGAGACAUUGUCAUUUCAAAUGCAUAUGUGGAUCUUGCACCAACAUCUGAUACUUCAGCUAAGACACCCUCUGAGGGCGGGAAGCUUCAGAGUACUCUCGUAUUUGAGGAAAUAGGACGCCGCCUAAAGGAUGUUGGGCCUGAGGUGGUGAAGAAAGUAAAUGCUGUAUUUGAGUGGCAUAUAACCAAAGGCGGAAAUAUUGGGGCUAAGUGGACUAUUGACCUGAAAAGUGGUUCUGGAAAAGUGUACCAAGGCCCUGCAAAAGGAGCUGCUGAUACAACAAUCAUACUUUCAGAUGAAGAUUUCAUGGAGGUGGUCCUGGGCAAGCUUGACCCUCAGAAGGCAUUCUUUAGUGGCAGACUGAAGGCCAGAGGGAACAUCAUGCUGAGCCAGAAACUUCAGAUGAUUCUUAAAGACUAUGCCAAGCUCUGAAGGGCACACUACACUAUUAAUAAAAAUGCAAUAAUUAAAUACUCUCUUCACCCAAAUAUCCUUGAUUAUUCUGCAAAAGUGAUUAGAACUAAGAUGCAGGAGAAAUUGCUUAACAUUUUCAGAUAUCAGAUAACUGCAGAUUUUCAUUUUCUACUAAUUUUUCAUGUAUCAUUAUUUUUACAAGGAACUAUAUAUAAGCUAGCACAUAAUUAUCCUUCUGUUCUUAGAUCUGUAUCUUCAUAAUAAAAAAAUUUCGCCCAAGUCCAGUUUCCUUAGAAUUUGCGAUAGCAUUGGUAAGUUGAAAGGAAAAUUAAAUCAAUAAAGGCCUUUGAUACCUUU